Styela clava is the source of this 441-nucleotide messenger RNA. The record is from RefSeq and is a predicted model, not a curated record. Lineage: Eukaryota; Metazoa; Chordata; Ascidiacea; Stolidobranchia; Styelidae.
AUGUUAUAUAUAUCCGGUAUACCCGGUUCAAUGGUGCCUUCAGUUCAUAGCAUUUCAAUUGGUUUAAUAACUAGCAUCAAGCAAUCAAAUUCAACUUUUAAACCCUACGUGUUGGAGAUGUUGAUUACGGCUAUUUUCAUUCUGUGUUUCAUGAGUGCAGUAACUGCAAUUCCAUGCAAAGAUGUAAAUCUUCAAUCUGACGUAGAUUAUACUAAGGUCAAAGGUGAAUGGUGGCAGGCUCGUCACAGUCAUGAAUCUCGUUAUAGCGAAUUCAGUUGCUUCGAUACAAGAAUUUUUGGAGUCAACACGGAGCAUAAAUUAUUUUACAUGCAAGAAGUUGCUUCAGAAACAAGGCCCAGAAUUGGAACUGUUCAACUGUUAUUAAUGAGUACGAUGUGCUGGGGAUCAUGUGUGUCAGAACGUGAGUAUAGUUGUUUAUGA